AUGUCUGCUUCUAAAUUAAUGUAUUCUUCUCCAGGACCAAAAAAUUAGUCUGCAAUAUCAUUUGCAGGUGAUAGAGAUCGAGCUCUUUCACCUAGUAGGGCAAAGAUAUCUCAAUAUUUGAAAAGCUCUCAAAUCUCCAACAUUCAAUUGAUGAAGACUAGGCAGUAUUCAAUCUAUUCAUACUGAAUAGUUUAAAAAAGAAAUUUUUGAAUAAAAGCUUAAAGUUUUAGAAGAUAAAGCCACAAAGCAGCAAUAAGGAGAUGAAUCUAAAUUUAAGUUGUUAAAAGAAUAAUUAUAAAAAGUGGAGAAAGGAGCUUAAAAAAGAAGAUUAUUAGAGAGGUAAAAUGGAAUGUAAUUAUUCAUUAGAGUGGAGAUUAAAAAUUAAGAAAUAAAGAUUUGAAACUCUUGGAAACCAAUUAAGGAAAAGAACUAUAAUCAGAAAAAGUCAAUAGAAAAGAUUAUUAAUAAAAAAUAACUAAGACUACAGAUGAUAGGGUCUAUAGUCUGAGAGUGGAUAUAGCAAGAUAAAAAAAUAUAGAGAAGAAACAGAAGAAAAGAAUGCUGAAGAAAUUGGAGAUAGAAUUUUAUAAUUAUAGGAGGAAGUUGAAGAAGAAAGGAGAUUGAGGUAAUUGUUUAACUGUAUUGUAGGAAAGAGGGAAAUCAAUAGGUUAUCAAACGAUUGGGAGAUUCAAUACUGAAAUUGCAAGAAAUAUUAACAACAGAGAAAAACUAGAGAGAAGCAGCAUAGACUCAGAUGUUCAAAAUGCUAGAUGAAGUGAUUUCAUAUUUGAAUGGAGAAUUGAAUGCGGAAAAAAUGAAAGGGAAGCGACAGAGGAGAGCCUUAAAAAUCUUAUUGAUUAAACAUGCAAUUGAGUUGGAAAUUCAUUGA
Molecule: messenger RNA, 889 nt
Organism: Paramecium octaurelia
Lineage: Eukaryota; Ciliophora; Oligohymenophorea; Peniculida; Parameciidae
Source: the annotation of a GenBank genome assembly